AUGCGCACUAAACCAUCGGUCAAACCAUCCCACUAUCCAGCGAUACCCUUCCACAUCAUUCGCAUAACCGGUUUCAUCGCGACCUUCAUCAUAGGCAUCAUUCUAGCUGUGUUUAUCAGCAACCUCCACAGCAAUGGUUACAAACUUCCUUGGGCUUUCCUGGUCCUCCUAAUAGCGGUCGUGCUCACCCUGCUCAACUUCAUCUUCACAACACUACUACACUGUUUCCACGGCCUCUCCCCACGCCUCAACCUAACGACCAAUUCCGUCCUCCUAGUCCUGUGGCUGAUCUCCCUUGGCCUUUUAAGCUACAGUAUGGCCCACACCAUACUAACCAGCUGUACCACAACCUACUGGGGCACUUCAACCGGCAUCAAGGUCUGCCGCAUUUACAAAGCCCUCUUUGCAUUCACCGUCCUUGCAACUGCCACUCACAUCGCCGCCGUCAGUCUGGAUGUGAUCAUUCGCAGACGCCAGACCCGCCUUGGCCAAUACGACCCGAUGGCCAGCAACGCCGCCCUCAACGAAUACAAGAUGCACAACCGCGGGAGCAGUGUGAUGUCCGGGGGAAUGGGUCCCUACCACCCAGACGACAUGUAUGCCCAGCAACACCCUUCGCAGCCGGGUCCCUACGAAUACCCUGUCGGCCAGGAAGCCUAUCAUGAUACGCCGCCGACUAUGCCCGGUGGAUACAUGUCUCCGCCCCCGUCGUACGGUGGGUUGGGGAAUCAUGCCAUCGCGGCGGGGGAGCAGGAUCACGCGUACGAGGUGGAGAACUAUGGCGAUGCUGCGGCAGCGGGAGACCUUGGAGCACAAUCCCGUGUGCCGAGAGUAAGAUACAGCGCGUAUGGAGCUUCCGCAUCCUCAAUGGGAUAUAAUCGUCCCGCAGAGCAGACGGGCUAUGAUGCUGGAGCUUACCGAUAG
Messenger RNA from Aspergillus saccharolyticus JOP 1030-1, 924 nucleotides. RefSeq lists its product as uncharacterized. Bases 1 to 924 code for a protein of 307 amino acids. The transcript has 2 exons. The record is from RefSeq and is a predicted model, not a curated record. NCBI's taxonomy places the organism in Eukaryota, Fungi, Ascomycota, Eurotiomycetes, Eurotiales, Aspergillaceae.